This is a messenger RNA of Durusdinium trenchii, 5109 nucleotides long. NCBI's taxonomy places the organism in Eukaryota, Dinophyceae, Suessiales, Symbiodiniaceae. The record is from the annotation of a GenBank genome assembly.
AUGCCCUCGUUGUGUAUUGCGUCUGGUGCACCUGUUGGAGGAGGCACUGCCAGCGCCGCCUGCGCCCCAUCAAAUGCCAUCAACUUGCCAGGUGGCAAGGUUGCUCAACAUGUGAAGGGUUUGCGGUUGGUGCCUGUGGCGCUGGCUUCAGGGGCUGCAGCCUCCCGGCCUGCCCGUCGUCGCCUCGCUUUGCGCAGCCGGGGUGGUGAGCGGCAGGAGGAGGGCGACUUCCUGGCCGGUUUUCGCCUCGCCCUGGGGAGCAGGGAGGAGCUGCUCCAGCAGGAGCUGCUCAAGGCGGAGGAGGACUUGGCGCGGCUGCGCCACCAGCUGGACAAGAUCGAGAAGGAGAAAGAGUCCUUAGAAGACAUCCUUGGCUCGCUGAAUCGUGAAGUCUUGGAGGCCCGAAAGACCAGGAAUGCGGACAAAGAGGCACUGGCGCAGCUGGAGCGGGCCGUGGUGACGGCGGAGGCUCAGCGGCAAGAGAUGAAGGAGCGCCUGACGAAGAACGAGUCCUCGCACCAGGAGGCCAGCGAGACUCAGAAGAAGCAGUGGAGCAUGGAAUUGGAAAGUGAGCAGGCCCUGCGAGCAGAGUCGGAGCAUCGCUGGGAGAUGCUCAGCGAGGAGUUGCAGCGGCAAAAGGAGGAGCUGCAAGAGGAAUACCGACGUCUUCAGGCGGCCUACCAUGCGCUGGAAGAGCACUUGGACAGUGACUUGGAAGAGGCCCUUGCUGAGUCAAAGAGAAAGGCCACGGAGGCCGUGGAGCAAGUCACUGCACUCGAGGAUGAGAAGAAGCAGCUGAAAGAGGAGAUGAACUCGAUGGCGUUGAAGGCUCAGAAAGAAUUGGGUGAGAUGAGAGGCGAGCUGGAGAAGGCUGCUACGCUGAAGUUGGAGCAAGUUGAGAAGGAUUUGGAGGAGGCACAAGCCGGCUUGAGAGACCAAGAAGCGUUGGCGGCGGAGGAGGCGAAUCUGCUGCAAGAGGCGCAAGAAGAAACCACAAAGCUGAAAGAACAAUUGAUGAAGCUCGAGGUCGACCGGAUUGCGCUCGAGCAACAAUUCCAAGAGGAUGUGAAGAAGGUGGAAUCGGAGUUCAAGAGCAAGAUGUUUGCUGCCGAGGAGGAGGCUAAGCAAGCCAAGGCCGGGCAAAGCAAGCUUGAGGGUCAAAUAUCAGCGUUGCGCAAGGAGGCAGAGGAACGAGUUCACCUGCUGACCAAUGACUUGAAGUCGGAGAAGGAGUUACGUGUGUCACUUGAGAAGCAGCUGGAAGAGGACGCGAGGAAGGUGGAGGCAGACUUGCAGAAUAAGACGUCGGCUGCUAACGAAGAAGCUAGACUUCUGAAGGCUGAGAAGCGCAAGCUUGAGAGCCAGAUAUCCAUCGUGCGCAAGGAGGCAGAGGAGAGCAUCAACAAGCUGAGCAGCGAUUUGAAGUCGGAGAAGGAGUUACGUGUGUCACUUGAGAAGCAGAUGGAAGAGGACGCGGGGAAGGUGGAGGCAGACUUGCAGAACAAGACUUCGGCUGCUGACGAAGCUAGACUUCUGAAGGCUGAGAAGCGCAAGCUUGAGAGCCAGAUAUCCGUCGUGCGCAAGAAGGCAGAGGAGAGCAUCAACAAGCUGAGCAGCGAUUUGAAGUCGGAGAAGGAGCUACGUGUGUCACUUGAGAAGCAGCUCGAAGAAGAGGUCAAUAAGGUGGAGGCAAUCUUGCAGAGCAGGACUUUGACCGUUGCAGAAGAAACUAAACUUCUCAAGGCUGAGAAGCGCAAGCUUCAGAGUCAGAUAUCCGUUGUGCGCAAAGAGGCCGACGAGAGGAUGAAGCUUCUGACCAAUGACUUAGACGCGGAGCAGGCACGUCGGGCGACGCUUGAGAAGCAGUUGAAAGAAGAGGUUGAAAAGGGGGCUCCAGGGCAUCCGGCCCUCCAGCUGACUUGGCUCGAGCAAGACAGAUCGCCCGAUGGGGUUCCCAUGGCGAUUGUCCCGGUGACCGAGUGGCCCGAGGGCGCCUCCCUCGGUGACGCGGAGGUGGAUGCGCUCCACGUGGCGCAUCAUGCGCAGCCGCGGCAGGUGCUCGGCUGUCACAGGCUCAAGAGCCAUGAGAGCAAUGAAGAGGGCGAUCUCUUUGUCUUCCGCGUCUGGCACCAGUCGUUAGAAAGGGACUGGGAGGCCGAAGACUUGGAGGUUCUGUUGCAGUUGGAGGGUGUUUCUCCGCCGGUGCCCAUGCGGCGACGCUGUGCUUGGCUAUAUGAAGCUGUCUUGCGACUGCCGGCUGAUUGGAUCCCGGACGAAGACGACGCGGCCCAAGCUCCUGUGGGAGGUGUGCUGCGCCUACCCAGAUAUCAGGUCUUGAUCCCUGAGCAGGAUCAUCCUCUCCAUGAUGCCUUUGGCUAUGUUGGCUUCUUGCUUGCAGAGGUGGAGAUCGACCAGUUUCAAAGCGGACAUUUCCUGCACGUCGCAGAUGCCUUGGGGUGUCACUGCGUGUGUGCAGGUGGAGUCUACGGCCUUCGCUUUGCCACCUGGGCUCCGCGCGCGGUCUUCGUGAGCGUGGUUGGAGAUUGGAACAACUGGGACGGCCGUGCUUGUCCGAUGGCGAAGCGCUUUCGCGCGGGCAAAGAUGGUGGCUUUUGUGGUCUCUGGGAGAUCUUUGUGCCAUUUGGCGAACUCUCUGACGUCCCCUUUGGCCAGAAGUAUGGCUUCAAGAUCCAUACCUUGGCGGGGACAGAUCUGGUGAAGAUGGACCCCUAUGCCCAAGAGAUGGAAGUGCCCAGCGACUUGUACCACAGCCCUGUCUUCAAUGCUUCGGUGAUCAGCAGCUGUGACGACAGUUAUCGCGCCAAACCCUUCGAGUGGAGUGACGAAGCAUGGAUGCAGGCAAGGGAAGAGCGCGGGCAAGUGAACACCGCCCUCCUGCAGCCGAUGGCGAUUUACGAGGUGCACCUAUCCUCCUUCCGCCGUGGUGCCAAUGGGGAGUUGAUGAACUACCGGGAUAUGGCGAAGCAGCUUGUGGAACACGUCAAGGCGCUGAACUUUAACUGGGUGGAGCUGAUGGCUUUGGCGCAUCAUCCUUUUCAAGGCUCUUGGGGCUACCAGGUGAGCGGGUACUACAGUUGCUACUCGCUCUUGGGAUCGCCCGAUGACCUGAAGUACCUCAUCAAUCAGCUCCACGAGGCCAAGAUCGGUGUGAUCAUGGACUUCGUACCGGCGCACUUCUGCAAGGACGCCUGCAGCUUUGGCGAUUUCGAUGGCACCGCCACCUUCGAGUACGAGGACCCCCGUGAAGGCGAACAAAGGCAAUGGGGCACCAAGGUCUUCAACUUCCGCCGGAACGAGGUCAGGAGCUUCCUCCUGGGAGCGGCGCUGUUUUGGGCCGACAGAUACCAUAUCGAUGGAUUUCGCUGUGAUGCGGUCUCCUCCAUGAUCUACCGGAACUUCGGGAAGUCGGAGGGCGAGUGGAUCCGCAACGAGCACGGGGGCGACAGCAACCUGGAGGCGGUGUCCUUACUCCGGGAGCUCAACAACUCCAUGAAGGAGUUUUGGCCUGGUGUGAUCAUGAUCGCUGAAGAGUCGACCGCCUGGGAAGGUGUCACUUCUUUGAGGCCAGCAAGCUCGUCGCUGGGCUUUGACCUGAAGUGGGACUUGGGUUGGAUGAAUGACACUCUCAUCUAUCUUGAGGACAGGAGAAAAUUGGGCUAGCAUAGCUGUUGCGCUUUGGUUCCAACGUUGUCGUCAAGGGCCCGUGGAAGGCUCUUGUAUCUUCAGCUUUGCUAGCUUCUGGGUGAACUUGACCAUCCCAGACACAGUGAUCCACAUUGGGGAUGGUGCCUUCAAGAGUCACAACUCGUUAGUAACCUUGACCAUCUCAGACUCAGUGGCAGUGACCCACAUUUGGGAUUCUGCUUUUGACAAUUGCAGGUCUUUGCUUUCCAUGUUUUUGGACUAAAGAUUGUCUAGAGUCUGGAGCCAGUGGUAUGGUAGGCUCUUGUUUGGUGAUACGUUUGCCCGAUGCUUGGCGUGUUUGGUUUCUAUGGUCCGGCUUUUGUAAACUGCGUGUGAACUGUCUGGUCAGCUUUGCUCAGAUCUGCUAGCUAGCUUCAGAAUAUCGCCUUCGAAGCCAUGGGCACAGCAUGCAGCUGCGAUAGACAUCCUCGGUGUGGGGUGUGUGGUCAUUGCUCGAUUCGAUGCCAAGAUUGUGGGUACAGAACUCAAAAUGCAUGCACAAGCUGUCUUGAGGCAGAGGCCCGCCAAGCUCGUGAAGCAGAACGCCGAGUUCGUGAGGAAGCAGAACACCGAGUUCGUGAGGAGGCAAGACGCCGUGAAGCAGAACGCAAAGAAAGGGCCCGCCAAGUCCAUAAGGCUGUGAGCACGUUCACACAAGAAGGUUUGGCCCAUGUUUCCAAAGACCUUACAGUGGAUUCAGCACUUCAGAAGGUGAAAUCUGAAAGCUGGACAAAAGUGGAUGCGGGCGUCAGCGUGGGGCCCUAUGUUCUGCAGUCUGUGUCAAAGAUUUGGUUUGACGACCCCAAAGAGCCAAAGACAAUGUCAGUUGGACUGGGAUUCCCAGCAAUGCAGCAUUUCAAGUUGGAGGUCUUUGAUUUUGGCUCCAAGUACAUCGCCAAGUUGAUCAAGGACAUGAAAAUCGGCGACCAAGUGAAAUGCAUCGAAUGGAUUGCAGAGGCUGGUGAUUCGGAGACGAAGUGCAAGGUUGCGCCAGGAAGUGAUUACUUUGAUAUUGACCCUGACAUGCGGCAGUCCAUCAAGUGGCAGCGUGUCAAAUGCCACAUCCAUGUCCAGAACCAGGACGGCCACAUCGACCGCAUCGAGGUUGUUUUUGAGGCAGGAAGCAUACAGACAUUCCUGGCAGUUAUUGGUGGAGUCCUAGUUGGCGCAGCGGUUGUCUGGUUGUUCAGUGCCGCUGCCGGUGCCGGUGCCACCGUCGGUUCUGGAGUUGGCUUCACAACGAAUAUGAGUAUUACCAUUUGUGCAGUUCAAUAGCAAAGUGCUGGGAUCGCGCAGUAGUUCCGUAGCAUGUUUGGCCUGGACCCUUGGUUCCUGAUGUUCAGGAGAAGCUACUUCCCGCAGCGCGAGUAUGUGCUUCCCGCAUCUAAAUUCUAGAAUCUAGAA